AACAAGUGACCCAACAACUGCUUUGUUUGCGAAACUGUGUUGUGGUUUCCUUCAUUUUUUUCUCCUUUUCUGAUCCUUCAAAGCAAACCAAGCCAAAGAGAUCAACAAACAGAUUGAGAGCCUUCCUUUUAUAUCUUCCAACAACCUUUUCUUUUUAUAUAUUUCCUGGACAUGAUAGGGACUUGAUUUUUCCAAUGCGAAGAAAUCUAUGGGUAACGACAUAUUAACCACGGUUAACGACAUAUUAACCACAUAUUGCACUGAUACCUUUUACUGGGUGUCAGAGUAGUAUUGUGCUUUCACUAGGAGAAUAUGGAUUAUAAGUCAAUGGUGGGAAUCCAAUCUCAACUUGAAAUGAGUUCAGUAGACAAGAGAUCUAUGAAUGAGUUUGACGAUGAGAAUCUUUUUAGUCCAGAAACUGAUGCUCAGAAGGCAACGUCUACUCAACCAACUGAUCAAAGGUCAUUUCCUGGAACGUUGCAGGCUAAUGGUGAUAAAAUGUUGAUAACUCUUGUUUAUAAGAGUAUAAAGACUGUAGUUUUCUCGAAUAAACUCAACUUGCUUAUGCCCUUUGGGCCUCUAGCGAUUCUUGUCCUUAAAUUGACUGGCAAUCGUGGGUGGGUAUUUUUUCUGAGUCUGUUGGGCAUAACACCUCUGGCUGAGCGUUUAGGUUAUGCCACAGAGCAGCUGGCGUUUUACACUGGCGCAACUGUUGGGGGUCUUUUAAAUGCAACUUUUGGAAAUGCAACAGAACUGAUUAUCUCAAUUUAUGCACUGAAACAUGGAAUGACACGGGUUGUUCAGCAGUCGUUAUUAGGUUCCAUUCUGUCAAAUAUGUUGCUGGUGCUUGGAUGUGCAUUCUUCAGUGGUGGACUUGUCUGUCAUAAGGAACAGGUGUUUAACAAGGCCACUGCUGUUGUGAAUUCAGGAUUGCUAUUAAUGGCAGUCAUGGGCUUACUCUUUCCAGCUGUUCUGCACUACACACAUACUGAGGUGCAUUUCGGAAAGUCAGAGUUGGCACUCUCAAGAUUCAGCAGUUGUGUCAUGCUUCUGGCAUAUGGUGCAUACCUUUAUUUCCAGUUAAAGGGUCAGAAUAAUAUGUAUGAGCCCAUUGUGGAGGAAGGAAAUCAGAAUGGAGAGAUGACAGAUGAUGAUGAAUCUCCAGAGAUCUCUAAAUGGGAAUCGAUAAUUUGGCUUUCAAUCAUGACUGCUUGGAUCUCUAUCCUAUCCGAAUAUUUAGUCAACACUAUAGAGGGAGCAUCUGUUGCAUGGAAAAUUCCUGUUGCAUUUAUCAGUGUGAUUUUGCUUCCCAUUGUGGGUAAUGCUGCAGAGCAUGCAAGUGCUGUCAUGUUUGCCAUGAAGGACAAGCUUGACAUUUCCUUGGGAGUGGCAAUAGGAUCGUCAACACAGAUAUCUAUGUUCGGGAUUCCUUUUACUGUAGUUAUUGGGUGGAUUAUGGGGCGCCAGAUGGAUUUGAACUUUCAACUUUUUGAGACAGCAACACUUUUUAUAACGGUCUUAGUUGUGGCCUUCUUGCUGCAGGAAGGAACUUCUAAUUACUUUAAAGGAUUAAUGCUUAUUCUUUGCUAUCUGAUUGUCGCUGCCAGUUUUUUUGUACAUGUUGAUCCUUCUACAGUAGAUGAUCACAGUUGAACACGUAAUCCGCGAAGAUGUUAAUAGAUGAGGUUGAAUAUCGGUAUAGAUGAUAUAAUGAAGAUGACCAAAUGUAGAAAUGGAAUGAAUUAAGGUCUUCCAAGUAGAUGCAUAGUCACUGAAACUCUCUUUGGUUCAUCAUUCUGUUGUAUAUAUUUCGGUUUUUCAACCAUAGUCCCAUUUUUUUUUUCCAGCUUCUGCUUGUGCUUGUUCAGUGGACUUCAUUGUCCAUAAGUAUCUUGCUGAGCUCGUUUACUUGUAUGCUAAAUUUUCGGUUUAAACAUUUUUUUUUUUUUUUUUUUUGGGGAACUUGGUUGACACACAUGCAGUGUAAUUAAUUGGUUAUAUGCUCUAGACUACCAUGGUAUACAUGUAUCAUUGUUUAUUUGAUUAUCAUAUAUUAAUGUUAAUAUAAUUUAAGUGAA
This is a messenger RNA of Ziziphus jujuba (common jujube), 2078 nucleotides long. Its product is annotated as vacuolar cation/proton exchanger 5. The record is from RefSeq and is a predicted model, not a curated record. Bases 313 to 1653 code for a protein of 446 amino acids. NCBI's taxonomy places the organism in Eukaryota, Viridiplantae, Streptophyta, Magnoliopsida, Rosales, Rhamnaceae. Gene Ontology annotation, molecular function: calcium:proton antiporter activity. Gene Ontology annotation, biological process: calcium ion transmembrane transport; intracellular calcium ion homeostasis. The transcript is spliced from 13 exons. Gene Ontology annotation, cellular component: plant-type vacuole membrane.